Messenger RNA from Diorhabda carinulata, 8640 nucleotides. RefSeq lists its product as uncharacterized. The coding region runs from base 1 to 1656 and encodes 551 amino acids. The transcript is spliced from 3 exons. The record is from RefSeq and is a predicted model, not a curated record. Lineage: Eukaryota; Metazoa; Arthropoda; Insecta; Coleoptera; Chrysomelidae.
AUGUGUGCAAGAGCCGAAAACAAGGAAGAACAACCAAUUGCACACACGUGUUUUAAAAACUGGUCUGGUCCAUCAACAGGCAUGGAAUCUAACAUCAUAGUUGAAGGUUUCAAACAGAGCAUCGAGAUGCAUGGUGUUAAAUAUUUAUAUCUUGUUGGUGAUGGUGAUAGUAGCGUGACAAAAAAACUGGCCGAUGCACGUCCUCAUGAUACACCAGUAUCAAAAAUCGAAUGCCGCAAUCACUUGUUGCGAAAUUAUUGUACACGGUUGCGCGCACUAACCCAGAAGAAAACAAGUUCCAAAAAUCUGCCUGUCAGUGUUAAACAAAGGAAUAUUUUGAUGAACAGUAUAAAACGUUUACGCAGUGGGAUUAUUGGAGCGAUCAAUUAUAUUACCACUGAAAAAAGCGAAGAGUGCCAUGCUGAGAAAGUCCGAUUAUUGAAAAAAGACAUUUACAACGGACCCUACCACGUUUUUGGAAACCAGGAAAAAUGUGAAACAUAUUUCUGUUCUAAAAUGACAAACAUUGACCAAGAUGAACAGAAAAAAGGAUAUGAUUGGGUAACUGAAAUGAAAGCUUCCGGACUGUUCCAGGAUAUUUUGUAUGUCGCAGAACGUGUUACGCGAAAUGCCGAAAGUUUGAUUUUAAAUAUGGACAACAAUGCUGUAGAAUGUUAUAAUUCUGUUGUAGCAAAGUUUGUUGGCGGGAAAAGAAUCAAUUAUACGGCGCGACGCUCCUAUGCAACAAGAUGUGAAGCGGCUGCCAUAUCCUACAACGUACCUGCUGGCGAAUUUCCGCGCUAUAUCCAUAAAAAAGUGACCCAUGCGAGCCCUGGAAAGUAUAUCAAAAAGAGCAUUGCAAGACGUGCACAAAACAUUGCAUGGAAAAAAAGUAGGCGAACAUUGUUUUCUGGCACAAUAAAACAAAAGAGGAAAGCAAUAACAGAGGCUGAUGAAGAUUAUGGAUUACCGUCAUCAGAUAUGCAUGAAGAAGAAUACAAAUCAAGAGUUAAAGAAUUCCUCAAUAACAUUCAUCUGAGCAAAGAAGAAUAUGAGAUUUUACACAACACAAUCGGCCAAGCAGACUGUUUAUUGUGGAAAGAAGAGAGAUCUAAGAGACUAACAGCUUCUGUUUUCGGACAAAUUUGCAAACAACGUGCAAAUACCCACUGCGCAGCUCUUGUUAAAACAAUUAUGUACAAUCCAUUUCACGGCAAUAUAGCCACAAACUGGGGCAAAGAACAUGAAAAAAUUGCAAUUCGUUUGUAUGAAGAAAUUCACAACGUCGCUGAAGCAGAAUACGGUUUAUUCGUUGAUGCUGAAAAGCCCUAUUUGGCAGCUACAUCUGAUGGUCUAAUAGGAGAUAACGGCAUUGAGGUGAAGUGUCCUUAUUUAGCAGCUAAAACGACACCUAUAGACGCUAUCCAAAAACAAAUUAUUAAAUUUGCAGAACUUCGAGAAGGACGUAUGUUUUUAAAACGUAGCAGCAAUUACUUUUAUCAAGUACAAGGGCAGCUCCAUACAACACAACGUCGUUAUUGUAUUUUUAUUGUUUGGACACCUAUUGGAAUUGAGUCUGAAAUUGUAAGUUCAUCCAGUAAGUAUAUUAUAACUAAUACUUACCAUAAUUGUUUUUUUUUAGAUAUUUCGAGAUGACAACUUCUGGGACCAAAAAAUGUGUAAGCAUCUAGAGGAGUUUCAUUUCAAAUGUUUGUUACCAGAAAUCAUCAAUCCGCAACAUAUUAACAAAAGGCGUAUUAAGGAUCUUAGAAGAUGAGAAAAUAUUUAAGUAUUUGUUCUGUUAUAAAUCUAUUGAUACGUUAUGAAAUUUAUUUUUUCUGUAUCUGAUAUUGUUCACGUAAUUGCGUAUGUUAAACAAUAUUUUUUCCGACCAUGCAAUUUACAGUGUAGCAGACUCCGCCCCGAUAAUAAACACUUAUACCGAUACUAAUGAAAAUUGGGCUCAACGCCUGUGACUAGGCAACCUUCUCUACAUAAAGAUCCGUUCGUAGGGGUUAAAUUGUGCCCUCAUUGUUCAAUAUUUUAUGUUUUUCAGUUGAUGACUGCAAAGUUCAAGAUUCAAUUCACUCCGAAGCAGAGUGUUUUUAUGUACAUUCUUUUACAUUUCAGUGAUGUGCGCGCUCAUAUUUGAGACAUACUGUGCGGUGGUUUGUAAAUCUGUUUUUUUGUUUUUUGUUAAUCGGUCUUUGCUUCGGAGUAGAGCCAUUGUUUUGGCUGCAAUAUGCAAGUGUUUUUUUUUUUAAUUUGGUUAAAUACUUUAGCCACAAUAUUACCUCGCGCAUACGGCAUUUUUGGACAGCUAACAUUACACCCCUAAUUAGAGUUUGACGUUCACCAUAAUCUAAUCUUCUAAUCACUUCCAUUUUAGUUUUGAGUGAAAUGCUUUUUCUGGUUGCUUUCUUUUCUUUUUCAUUAUCACCCUUAGUAAAAAACUAAAGAUCAAAAUAUUUGACACUGUAAUAUAGUAUUAAAUAUGUAAAUUAAUACCUACUUACAAUAAUUUCAACAAAUGUUUCGAAUAAUAAAAAUAUGUCUGUACUAUACGGCACCAAACAAGAAAUACAAAUACACUCUUUCGGAUAUGUAUUUGAAACAGAGUUAAGCGGGGUCUUACUGUAUUAUACAUCAGGGAGCUUUAUGUGGAAAAUCAGUCAAGCAAAAUCAAGUUUUUCAAACCGUGAGUAAGAUUAUAAAUAAGAUUAGACGUGGAAAUUGAUCUCUUCUACACAGAAAACUUAGGCAGUUUUAGUGGAAACAGAGGCUGAGUAUGGAGACUUGCUAAUGUACAACCAUGUAAGGUGGCUGAGUGCAGGAAAGUGCAUGGAACGGUUUUUUGCCAUAAGGAAAGAAAUUCCUGCAUUCCUCAAUGAAUACGUUUCAUCGGACACAACUGAACUGGAAAGAAAGCUUAAGGAUCCAGAAUUCUUAAGACAGUUAGCUUUUUUAACAGAUCUGACUAAUCAUCUUAACAGUUUAAACUUGAGUCUUCAAGGAAGAAACCAGACAGUUUCAGAUUUAAUCGGAAAAAUAAACGGAUUUCGGAAUAAGCUGAGCGUGUUUAAACAUGCUUUGGAAAAAAACAAGCUGACAUACUUCCCUAGCUGUCUGCAACUAGCAGAGGAAUUCAAUAGUGAGGAAAAUAUUGAGUUUUCAUGCUGCAGUUCAUAAAUUCAACAAGUUAUUGAUGAAUUCAAUACAAGAUUUGAAGAAAUCGAAAGUCUCAAAAGCAGUUUAUUGCUUUAUAAUAAUCCUCUUGGAGCAAUCAUUGAAGAUCAACCACCCGACUUACAAAUUGAGUUAUGUAACCUUCAAGCUGACAUGUUCCUAAUCACCAGACAAGAAAGGAGACGUCAUCUCAUGAGACUGUCUACAACUGGAGGUGGACAUUUCCUCAUUGGUGGACGAAGUCUUCAUUCUUCACAUUAGAUAUAACUUUUUAUUAUUAUUGCAAUGUUUCUAUUAGCUCUCAAAAAAAUAUGUAUAAAUUUUCCAUUCAUUUACAAAAACGUACUCAAUGAGCAAUAAAAGAAAUAAUACUCUUUUUUUGUUUUAAUUAUUUUUAUACUUUACAUUAUUUUGCUAUUACUUUAACAAAAUUAUUAUAUGGCCCAUAACCACAUCAAAGGUUUUAGUUUUGGCCCUUGGAGCCUUGCAAGUUGGACACCCUGGGUCUAGCAGAUGCACGAACGUUUUAUAUGCACAAUAUGGAAAUAUAUGCCAGAAAACAACUAGAGGGACAACACAAGUUGUCAAACGUUGCUUCCAACGUAGUGAAAUGUUUGAUAUAUACUAUUAAUAAGACUGGACGAAACGUUACAAUGGAUAAUUACUUCACCCCAGUUACCCUUGCUAACGAUUUACUUCUAAAUCACAGCCUGACUGCAAAAGAAUAAGCGGGAGAUCCCAUCCGAGUUUGUUCAGGUAAAUAAAUCGUCCAUUAUGCAGUACUAUGUUUGCUUACGGGAAAAAUUACAAUCACUGUAUUCUUGCGUCGUAUAUUCCAAAAAGUAAUAAAAACAUUCUGAUGCUAUCUACUCUCCAUGAUGAUAAUUCAAUAGAUCCGUCCACCACACAAGCAAACAAGCCAGAAAUUAUAACAUUUUAUAAUUCCAUGAAAGGUGGGGUAGAUGUUGUAGAUUGAUUAAAUUCAAAAUAUUUCGUAGCAGAAUUAGUAAUUGUUGGCCACUAAUAGUUUUUUUACUCUAUUAAAUAUUGCUACAAUAAAUUCCCAAAUAUUUCAGAAACAUAACAUGGGUGAGAUAGAAGCAGGGAGACUUUUUAUUUCAGAUCUCUCAAAACAGUUGGCAUUACCUCAUCUAAUCAGGCGCUCUUCUAUUCCAAACUUGUCUAUUCCUCUUUGACAAAAAAUAUCUAACAUUAUUGGCAAAAGACCAACGCAGACUGUAGCUCCGUUACAAGAUCAGCAGAAUCAACAAAAAGUAAAAUGUAGAUAUUGCCCCAUAAGAAGGAACAACAUCAGUGUGAAACUUGUGUCUCUCCAGUAUGCAAAGAACACAGUCAAACAAUUACUUAUAUUUGCAUUGAAUUGUGGUAAUAAUUCUACUGAAGAAUCUUUGUAGUUUAUAUUUUUUUAAACCUAUAUUUUUAAGCUGUUCUUAAAAAUAGGUAUUAGUAUAUUUCCUAUUCUGUGAAGAAACUUUCUUAAUCCAUUUUUUAACUUUAUUUUGCUAACUAUUUUUUUUUAAAUUUGUAAUAAUAUUCAUAAAUAAACUUAUUAAAAAUAUAUUUUUUUUACAUUAAUGACAAACUCUAAUUCUUAGAUAAAAUCUAACAGGCGACCUAUCGGAUUAUGAAAAUAGUAGCGACCGUUCCCGGGUUAAAUAGAAUAGCUGUUUCCAUAAAUUUGCUAUUUCAUUGCCACAAUAUGGUUUUAAAAAGUAUCAUCGACAAUAAAUAACACAACUGUUAUCAGUGUUAACAUCAACAAUAUACCACUUAUAAAUACAUUGUUUCAAUGCAUUCUAUAAAUAUGUUUACAUAGCAGUGCAUGACUGACACAAAAUUUUAAUUUAAAAGUAUUAUUUUUUGGUAUUCAUUUUCUUUGUAUGUUCAUAAAUCAGUGCAAAAAUAUGUAAAUAAAUUUAGUCAUAUCAUAUAACCACUACUUUGAAAACAUACCAAUUGUUUAACAUAAUGCACUGAAAAUAAAUGUUUAAUAUACACAAAAAUAUUUGAAGGUAUAGAUAAAAAAUAUUUAGUGCGGAACUCACCCUUCAAAUGUUAUUAAAUUAUCUACAUCAAUGUCUCUACUUGUUCCACUUGUUUUCUUGAUAUCAGAGUAACUUCUAGUUUCUUCACAUGUACUAAUUAUAUCAAUAUUACUAUAAAAUGUAGACUUUGAUGUUUUUUUGUUUGUUUUUUUAACUUCACUAUGUGUCACAAUACAAUUUUUACUUUUAAUGUACUCUAACACGGGGUCUUCACCUAUUUUCAUACUAAGUUUGGUCUUCAAAAUAAUGUACUGAGAACGCCAGUAUUCAUAUGAAGCCCUUUUAAGUGCUAUGACCCAUGUAGCAACAUCUUUUUCACAUCUACAUGAAAAUAUAUGUUUUGCUUCGUCAUCACGAUGUUUGUCGUUGACUUUGAAUGUAAUUGAGAAAGCAAAUGGUAUUCCUCUAUGAGGUUUUUCAUAAGACACUUGGGCAUUUUCCAAUAUUAAAAUACCGAUCGGUUCUUCUUCGGCAACUCUGUAAUAAAAUAAAAUGUUUAGUAUCAACUUAAAAUAUCGUUCUUUGAAUGAGGGGCGUUGAUACCAAUCCGACCAGUCAUUUCCUAUAGGCUUCAUAUGAUGCAUAACUCCUUCUAAAUCUGCAUUAUUUUCACCAAGUGAAAUAAGCUCCCUAUCAUUGUACUUCAUUUUUUAUUAUAACUGCAGGUGCUCUGUAAGGCAGUUAUUAUUUACUACAUUGAAUAAUUAUAAACCUCAAUCUAUUUUUGCUGCAAAUAACCAACAACCACAUAAAAUACUUUUCGGAAAAUAUAAUCGGGUUAAUUCGAUCGUGAUCUGAAUGUUCGGAAAGUAACUUGGAUCACGUCACUGUUCGGAAUCCAGUUAGAACCAUAUGACAGAAUCCGUUCUAAAUAAAUUAUAAAAAUCAUAUAUGUAAUACUUCUAUAUGGACAGUUGGUAUGGGAAAAAACGUCCAUAUAGGAGUAUUACAUAUAUGAUAUAAAUGAGUAACUGUGAUUGUUUAUGUGUUAUACACAGAACAUAACAAAGAUAGAGUAUGUUCUGUAGUGUUAUCUUUUACUCUGCAGAAGAGUAAUUCCUAUAUCAGGGCCAAACAUAAUAAAUGCCUUCCUUCACAAUAAAAAAAAACCAACGAACCUCUCUAUCCUUUGUUUAUGUGUUGAGUUGAGAAGAUUGUGCAUCAGAAUUCCACUUCUUCAUCUGAAGAUGAAGAGGAAUCUCAUAUAAUUACAAAAAUUGAAAAUCUUGUAGAACAGUCCAAUAACACAAGAAACGUUCAACGAGCUUAUUGGUAUGUGCUUAUUAACCUCUUACAUUUGGAAAUGAAAAAUUCUAACAUUCUCCUAAUUUUGAUGGUCAUUAUAAAAAAUGUGGUGAAACAAACUUGUUUUUGCCUCUAGAGAAAUAUAGGAUCAUUUGCAAAGAGGCUUAAAUAAAAUGAAAAUUUACUAUACUAAACUAAUAACACUUUAUUUAACCCUAGCUUGAUUAUGUUUGGAAAUACUAGCACAAUUCAUAAGCUUUAAUCUGACAGAUUACUCCAGGUAUUUAUUAUAAAAUAAAUGAAAUUAUGUCAUAUUUCCAUGAAUUUUUUAUUUACACAGCAAGAUACAAUUAAAGUAAUGUGAAACAAAUAAACAUAAUAUUUUUAAAUACAAUUUGUACAUACUUUUGCCUGAUGUUCCAGGCACAUGUAUUUUUUACAUGCUUAACACUGAAACUGUCAUUCUGCGUUUUUUAAGCACAAAAAGCGCAGGUUUUCCGUUUUUGACUGUCUUGGACUUCUUCCCCUAAAAUAUCUUCAAUUUUCCUCUUCAGGUUGCAUUGCAAAGUUGGGAUGCUUAGUCCCUGACGAAGCCAAGGUGUCAUUAGAUUCUCACAAAUGGCACUACAAUAAAAUUAUAACCGAAUUAAUUCCAUAUUACAUUAACAAAGGCAUAUAUACCUACCUAUAGAUACCUUGUAGCUUUUGUCUUUCAUACUAGCAAAUACUUCCCCUCUGCAAAUCAGAGUCAAAAUCCAUUUUCUUCACAUGACUGGACUCUAAGGCGUUUUCACCCCUUUUUAUAAUUUAUAUUUUUAAAGCACUGAUGCUGGAAAGUUUUAAGGACAUGUUUAAAAGCCAUUAUUUUCUUAACAACAAAAGGAUCUGCAAAAAAAACAAACAAAAAGGUACUGCAAAAAUAAUAUAGACAUAACCUCAACAAGUUUUAAAGCAGAAUUAAUAUGUUAAAUUAACUCACCUGGUUAAAAACUAAUAAAAACCUAAAUCGUCUACAACCACAUGCUAUUCCUGAAGCAAAGGAAAUAGGGGACCCGAAAAGAAGAAAAUUAGAUUCUUCUAUCCAGAUAAAAAGUACUGGUUUAUAUGGACUUGAUUGUGAGCCCAGGCCAUCGACAUCAACAGCAGAUCCAGUUAUGGAAACUAGAAGAAUAUCUAAGUUAUAAUACCCCAAGAAAGGGGUUAAUUGUCACGCAAACAAAUGUUAACACAAUUUAAGUGUUCGUUAAAAAAAUUACUACCACCAGCAUCUGCUAAGUUUGUGAAAAUGCAGGCAAAUCUUCAUAUGAGAAUGCCAAAAGGUAGACGUUAUUCUGCAGAGAAUGACAUAAAACAUGCCUAUGAAUGCUGGUUUAAAUGAAAAGUUAUUCAAGAGUAUAAAACCCAAAAUUGAGGCAUUGAAUGAAUUAGACAGAUACUGUAUUUUUUGCAUUGAUGAAAUGUUUUUGAAGUCAAACCUUUUCUUCCAUAUUUCUAAAGAUGAAAUUAUUGGGUUAGAAGAUUAUGGAUUAUGAAAACAAAUAUUGGUUUCUGAUCUGGGAAGAAAUUUUAUACAAAUGGCACAUCUAUUAGGUGUGAUGGAGAGAUAUCCUUUCUUUAAGGUAAAGGAGAUUAAAUUUUGGUAUGUUUUUGACCCACCACAUCUAAUAAAAGCUGUAAGAAACAACUUAAUGGCACAUACAUUUACAUUCAAGGAGAAAACAGCCUCGUGGAAAUAUAUUGAAGAUUUCUUCAAUGCAGAUAGAAAAUUACAUUUCAGACUAGCCCCAAAAUUAACCAAUUCACACAUUUGGCCAAGCAAUUUUGACAAAAUGAAGGUCAAAUUAGCUACACAAGUGUUGAGUGCUGCAGUAGCAGCAGGUCUAAAUAUAUCAGUGAGCCUGGGUGCACUACUGUCAGAAACAAUGGGUACUGCAUAUAUUAUUGAAAAGUUUGAUAAAUUGUUUGAUGUGUUUAACACCUCAUCAAUAAAUACAUACAAACCUUUAAAUUCAACAUUCGUGGGCAAUAGAAAGCAAAUAGAGUUUCUAAACGAAAUGAUGAUGCUGAAAGGAAUCAGAGUAAUUGAAAAUGGUUGAGAUAUCACAAUACUAUUUGACUAAAUUAUAUAUUUUCAUAUCCAGAA